GUGUCUGAAACUCCACUGGCUCCUUCCCCCUGACUCCUCACUUCAUAGUGCUGCGUACUAAAAACAUCGGACGCUAGGGGAUCAAGACGCAUGCCACAUUGCCUCUAUGUGGGCACUUUAACAGAUCUUUCGGGGUUUUUUUCCCAGUAAGGGGCCUGUGGAGGGAGGACUUUUUUUAUUUUCAUUGUCUGAUGACUGUUUGCACGGCUGAUUAUUGAGUUGAUUGUUUAUUCUUUUGGCUGCUGUUGCUCGCCGCCCUGCGCGUUUUUUCCUCCCUUUUUGGAAUCGGCGACCUAUCCCGCGCUCACCAAUGUCCUAUCCUCAGGGUUACCUCUACCAGCCCCCGGGCUCUCUGGCUCUUUAUUCGUGUCCGGCAUACGGGGCCUCGGCUCUGGCUGCCCCGCGGAAUGAAGACUUGGCGAGGUCGUCCUCUGGCUCAGCCUUCAGUCCUUACCCUGGAUCGGCUGCUUUCUCCGCCUCGGCCAGCGCAGGCUUCUCCAGUCCACUGUCAUACUCCACGGAUCCAACUACGGGAUUCCCAUCCUACAUGAGCUCUCCAUAUGACGCACACACGUCGGGCAUGGCCGGGGCAUUAAGUUACCACCCAUAUGGGAGUCCAGGGUACCCGUACCAACUCAAUGACCCGGCUUACCGCAAAAACGCCACCAGGGACGCCACGGCCACCCUGAAGGCUUGGCUGCAGGAACACAGGAAGAACCCGUACCCGACCAAAGGGGAGAAGAUCAUGCUGGCCAUCAUCACUAAGAUGACGCUGACACAGGUCUCCACGUGGUUCGCCAACGCCAGGAGGAGGCUGAAGAAGGAGAACAAGAUGACAUGGGCGCCCAGGAACAAGAGCGAAGACGAGGACGAGGAGGACGGGGACGGAGAGAGGAAAGAAGUGGAGCGCUCUGAAAAAGGCCUGGAUAACAGCGAGGCUUCAGCGGAGGAUGAAGGUAUCAGCCUGCACGUGGACACUCUGACGGACCACUCGUGCUCGGCAGAGUCCGACGGGGAGAAGGUCAGCUGUCGGGGGGAGCUGGGCUCUGGCCCGGCCGCCAACAAAUGCGACGAGGACGGCGAGGACCAGAACCACGACCCGCGGGCUCAGCUCUCGCCCAUAUCCGUCACAUCGUCGCCUCUAACGGGAGUAGAAGCUCCACUUCUCGGUCACCACCAUCACCACCACCUCCAUCAUCUCCACCAUAUCCACAGCCAGCGCGAGGAUUUGGCCCGGAGCCUCGUCAAUAGCAACACCAUUCAUCCCAACAAAUCGUCUUCAUGCCUCGACAGCAGACCUUCUGCGCCUCAGAACCCUACAGUCAAGCCUAAAUUGUGGUCACUGGCGGAAAUUGCUACCUCGGACCAAAAGCAGCAACAUCAGCAACCGGGGCAGCCUGGGCAACCGAACUGCCCCUCCUCCAGCGGUGGCCUCCUUACCCCCCCUACGUCUUCCACCACCUCCCCGGCUGCCAGUUCCCCCUCCCUCUACCCGGCCCCCUCCAUCCUUGGAAGACCUAUUUAUUACACUUCUCCUUUUUAUAGCAAUUACACAAACUAUGGCAACUUCAGCCCCCUGCAGGGCCAAGGGAUCCUGCGGUACACUAAUUCAUCUGGAGUGAGUCUGGUUGCUGCCGCCGCCGCCGCUGCCGCCGCCGCUGCUGCAGCCAACGAGGGGCUGAGCUCCGAGGCGAGCACAAACCCCAAACACAGGCCAGACUCCCCCCUCGUUAAAAAUAACCCAAACCACAGUGUAGUUGUCGAGCAGCAGCAACAGCAUUUCAGAUCCGCAAAUUUAGAAGCAAAGAAAGGUACGUAAUUAACGCGACGCGGUGCGCAGUUGAACGAAAUGAUCACCAUUUGUUUUAGAAAAGUAGCAUAUUUAAUCUGGUGUUGAAUUUUGAGAUUGUAUUUUUUCUUAAAAAACGCGGUAGGCAAGCCGCUUCACGGUGGAAGUUAAGCGAGUUCACUUGUUUGCAAUCCAAAUCAACUGGUUUUCUUUGCGUCACUCUCAUGUGUCAUAGCAGUCAAAACAUGGCUCUUUUAAGAACAUUAAGACUUUUUUUUUUCUUCAAGCGAGUUUGUAUUAGACACAAGUGGCAUUAUCUCACAGCAAUUUGCAGAUUAUCACUUUUUUUUUUUAAAGAGUUAUACAGUUGUAGGGCUGUACUACUGGACUAUGACUUAUUAAGAGGGAUAUUUACAGCGCCGUCGAAGUAAAUGAACAUGUACGAUGGCCUACAAUUGUUUUUUUGCGCAGUUCAUUUUCCGGAAUAAUCAGUUUAUAGUUGUUAUGUGCAUUUUGGUCUCUCAUUUAAUCAUUUGGUAUCGCAUUAGAAGGCACGAGGGUUGCAAUGAAGAAAAACAAACUGCAAAUAAAUGUGCAAGGGUAUACACCUACAGCUACAUAUAGAGAAACAAAAGUAAGGCCCCAAAUCAGCCACACCACGCGCACACACACACACACACACACCCACACACACACACACACACACAGACACACACAGUCACACACAGUGGAAGCCUGGGAAUCCAAUAAGCAGAGAAUUGUUGCCAUAGCUUUGAGCAGGAAUCCUAUUUUUUUUUCAUGUUUCCUCUGAUGUGUGUGUGUGUGUGUGCGCGCGCGCACAGUGGGCCCCUACCUUAUCUUUCAGCUAAGGAUCAUUAUAAUUUCACAGGGUCAGCCAAAAGCAAACACAUCAGUUAUUUUGCUCUGUGCAUUCACAGCGCAACUUUACACCUUCAAAUGUCACUUAGGUUAGGUUACUUUCCUUGUGCACAUUCAAAGCUUUGCCUACAUGCCGCAAGAUCUUCUACAGCCGUUUAUAUAGUCUUUUUUUUUUUUAACCGGCAAUUAGGCAGUGGAGGUUUUAAUAAGCACUUGCAAUAUAGAGCUGUUCUGGGUAAAGCGAGCCUGAGAGAACUUUGUGUUUCCUGGGCUUGUGGAGGGAUUUUUAUUUCCACGGUCUGCAGGUAGGUGUCACACUUGCUUUGACUAUAAAGCGAGUAAGGACACCACCUUUUGGCCUCAUGUUUUAACCCAUAACCUCUACUCCAAACCGGAUCCAGUGCCACCAUACAGUCGGAAAUAAAAGCUGCUACCGCUUCCUCAGCUCCACACAGGCGGAGACACUCCACAGCACAUGUUUGUCAUGUUACUAUUGUAUUAUCUUUACUUUUUUUUUUUUUUUGGAUGCAUUGUGGAUAUUAAUUUCAUAUGCUGGAUCUCCCAGCAUAUGAUCUCCCAUUAUAUGUGAUUUACAUGUUAUUUCUCAGGUUCCUAUAGUUUGCUUAUUUGCCACGGUAUAUUAUUUGUGUAUUUAAUCACGUGUGGAAAACAUAAUUUGGCCUUUUCUGUGAAAGUGGAUUUCUAAAAGGAGGUAGUCUUGGGACGCAACGCUGACGGGACUGAAGUGAACUUGAGGACUUCAAAGUGGAAUAGCCUACAUUUGAUAUUUAUUUUUUUAAAUGAUGGCGAAAUGAUGCCUAUAAUUUAUGCAAGUUGUAUUGCAAAAAAAUGGGAAACUGAUAUCGUCUGGUUGUUUUGUAAAUAUAUAUAUAUAUAUAUAUAAAUAUAUAUAUUAUGGACGGUUUUUAUUUGAGACGCAUCCGGGACAAAGCUACACAAUCUUGUUAUCAGGAGUACUUUUACUAAUUUAUAUCUUUGAAUGUACAUAAAAUAAAACGCGCUGGUAUAGCUGUACUGGCGGGGUAUGACAUCCAUUAUUCAAAGGAGAAAAUAUUAAACUGUUUUCCCAAAUAUUA
Messenger RNA from Etheostoma cragini (Arkansas darter), 3765 nucleotides. It is a transcript of the gene irx2a, whose product is annotated as iroquois homeobox 2a. Gene Ontology annotation, molecular function: DNA-binding transcription factor activity, RNA polymerase II-specific; RNA polymerase II cis-regulatory region sequence-specific DNA binding. Gene Ontology annotation, cellular component: nucleus. The record is from RefSeq and is a predicted model, not a curated record. NCBI's taxonomy places the organism in Eukaryota, Metazoa, Chordata, Actinopteri, Perciformes, Percidae. Gene Ontology annotation, biological process: neuron differentiation; regulation of transcription by RNA polymerase II; cell development. The transcript has 3 exons. Bases 311 to 1819 code for a protein of 502 amino acids.